Rotaria sp. Silwood2 is the source of this 291-nucleotide messenger RNA. The record is from the annotation of a GenBank genome assembly. Lineage: Eukaryota; Metazoa; Rotifera; Eurotatoria; Philodinida; Philodinidae.
AUGGUUGUUCUUACUACAGAUGUUAUUGUUGCAUUAUCGGUUGUUGCUGCGGUUAUAGUUCUUAUUCUUUUGAUUAUUUUGAUUGUUUGUCUUUGUCGGCAAUGUGAUCGAUGUGCAAGAUGGUCACGACAAAAAGCAGUGACAAGAGAGGAAACGGUCAGAGACAAGGAGUUUGCUGAAAGUCGACGUCAAUUUGAUGAAAUUCGUCAACAACAUAAUGAAGUACGAGAUCAACUUCGUGUGAAAUACAAUCUCAAUGAUGGUGAUUCGAGAACUGUUAUUGUUUCAUAG